GGGACUCGGCGCACGUGGCGUCGUGACGUGUUACGGCGACGUCGGGGUUUGUGUGCGCGAGAGGCUGCCGGUAAAGGUUGGGUGCCGCGCGCCGGGGGCCGUGGGGAGGGGAGCGCGCCCCCGCCCCCCGCCCGGCCCCCACUCCCGCCCCGCAGCUGCCGGGCCCCGCCUUCCCGUCGGCCCCCGCGGGAGGCCCUGGGUUUCCCGUGCUCGCUCCCCGGGUCCGGGCCGCAGGUGUGAUGGUUGGCUCCCACGCGGACAUGGUUCCCGCCUCCACUGCGGAUGGGGCUGGGGAGAAGCCUGGCCCCACGGCUCCUACUGCCCAGUACGAGUGCGGAGAGUGUGGCAAGUCUUUCCGGUGGUCGUCCCGCCUCCUGCACCACCAGCGCACACACACGGGCGAGCGACCGUACAAAUGCCCCGACUGCCCCAAGGCUUUCAAGGGCUCCUCAGCCCUGCUGUACCACCAGCGGGGCCACACGGGAGAGCGGCCCUACCAGUGCCCUGACUGCCCCAAGGCGUUCAAGCGCUCGUCCCUCCUGCAGAUCCACCGAAGCGUGCACACUGGCCUUCGAGCCUUCACCUGCGGCCAGUGCGGUCUGGCCUUCAAGUGGUCCUCGCACUACCAGUACCACCUGCGGCAGCACACGGGCGAGCGGCCUUACCCGUGCCCGGACUGCCCCAAGGCCUUCAAGAACUCGUCCAGCCUGCGGCGCCACAGGCACGUGCACACGGGCGAGCGGCCCUAUGCCUGCGGCGUGUGCGGGAAGAGCUUCACCCAGAGCACCAACCUGCGGCAGCACCAGCGCGUGCACACGGGCGAGCGGCCCUUCCGCUGCCCGCUGUGCCCCAAGACCUUCACGCACUCCUCCAACCUGCUACUGCACCAGCGCACGCACGGUGCCACCCCUGCCCCCGCUGCUGUCCCCUCCGCUCCCACACUCCCGCAGCCCAGCGAGCCAGGUGCAGAUUCCGUGGGCGCCUUCGUGCCGCAGCCCCACAGCCCGCCCGCACCGCCACCAGCGCCCCCGCCCGUGGUACCUGAGCUCUUCCUGGCAGCAGCCGAGACCACGGUGGAGCUGGUGUACCGCUGUGAGGGCUGCGAGCUGGGCUUCGGCAGUGAGGAUCUGCUUCUGGAGCACCAGCCCUGCCCUGGACCGGAGCCGGUGCCCGUGCCCACCCAGCUGCCCGCUUUGUCCCCACCCACGCCUGCUCCCGCCCCCGCCGCCCCGGGCUUCGCCUGCCUCCCCUGUGGAAAAUCCUUCCGGACAGUGGCCGGACUCUCCCGCCACCAGCAUAGUCAUGGUGCUGCCAGCGGGCAGGCAUUCCGCUGCGGCAGCUGUGACGGCGCCUUCCCGCAGCUGGCCAGCCUCCUGGCGCACCAGCAGUGUCACGUGGAGGAGGCAGCGGCUGGGCGCCCACCUCCCCAGGCCGAGGCUGCUGAGGUCACCUGCCCCCAGGAGCCCCUGGCGCCCGCUGCGCCCAGUGCCCCCGCCCCGACGCCGCCCACCACUGAGCGGCCCUACCAGUGCACUGAAUGUGGCAAAGCCUUCAAGGGCUCCUCAGGGCUGCGUUACCACCUGAGAGACCACACAGGCGAGCGGCCCUACCAGUGUGGCGAGUGCGGCAAGGCCUUCAAGCGCUCGUCCCUGCUUGCCAUCCACCAGCGUGUGCACACCGGCCUGCGCGCCUUCGCCUGCAGCCAGUGUGGCCUCACCUUCAAGUGGUCGUCCCACUACCAGUACCACCUGCGGCUGCACUCUGGCGAGCGGCCCUAUGCCUGCAGCGAGUGUGGGAAGGCCUUUCGCAACACGUCGUGCCUGCGGCGCCACCGGCACGUGCACACGGGCGAGCGGCCACACUCGUGUGGCGUGUGUGGCAAGAGCUUCGCACAGACAUCCAACCUGCGGCAGCACCAGCGCGUCCACACAGGCGAGCGGCCCUUCCGCUGCCCGCUGUGCCCCAAGACCUUCACGCACUCCUCCAACCUGUUGCUGCACCAGCGCACGCACUCAGCCGAGCGCCCCUUCACCUGCCCCAUAUGCGGCCGCAGCUUUGUCAUGGCAGCUUACCUGCAGCGGCACCUGCGGACACACGCGCCGGUGGGCACCCCAGCCGUCAGCGGCUCCCCGACCCCAGCCCUGCUGGCUGCGGCUCCUGCUCCAGCCGCCACCCAGGACGUGCACAUCCUCCCGCACCUGCAGGCCACUCUCUCCCUGGAGGUGGCAGGGGGUGCGGCCCAGGCACCACCUGCAGGUGCCGCGGCCCCCAAUUCUCAGACGUUUCUUCUGGUACAAACGGCCCAGGGCCUCCAGCUUAUCCCCAGUAGCGUCCAGCCCCCUGCCCCCCCACCCCCGCCCCUCCCAUCCAAACUCAUCCUACUGCCCUCCAGCCCCGGUGGAGGGGGCAGCCAUUCUGGGCAGGGCCCGAGGACCGUGGGGAAGGCAGGCCAGGGCGCUGGAGUGGUCUGGCUGCCUGGGCCUGGAGGGUUGGGUAUGCAGGGUGGGGGUAACUCUGGCACCUUCGGGGCUGGGCCAAGCCUCAUUGUUCUGCAGAAUGUGGGGUGUGGGGAGGCGGGGCCCCAAGAAGUGAGUGGGGUCCAGCUACAGCCCCUCCGGCCCACCCCGGAAGUGACCACAGUCCAGCUGCAGCCUGCCCCAGAGGUGACCACAGUCCAGCUGCAGCCUGCCCCAGAGGUGACCACAGUCCAGCUGCAGCCAGUGGCAGGCCAGCUCUCUAACCCCGGGGGAGCUGUUGCCACUGAGGCCCCCAACCUGCUGGUGGUUCAGAGUGGGGCGACUGAGGAGUUGCUGGCAGGUGCAGGCCCCGGGGAGGCAGGUGAUGCAGAGGCUGGUGCAGGCGUGGUGCAGGAUGUGCUCUUUGAGACGCUGCAGACUGAUGAUGGCCUUCAGAGCGUUCUGGUGCUGAGUGGGGCCGAUGGCGAGCAGACCCAGCUCUGUGUGCAGGAGGUGGAGACCCUCUCCUCCGGGCUGGUUGAGCCGCCCGCCCCCAGCCCUCAGGGACAGAAACUGCUCAUCAUCCGCAGUGCGGGGACCACGGAGCUGCUGGACAGUGGUGGCGUUGGGGGAGGCACAACCACCCUGCAGCUCCUGGCCCCACCACCACCAGCCCCCGCGGCUGCUGCCACACCUGUGGGCAUCCCUGCUGCCUCCGUUCCGCAGAUGGUGCAUGUGGUCCCAGCUGGAGCUGCGCCCGGGGCCAUCACCCCACAGGGGCUCCCCUCGAUCCAGAUCGUCCAGACAGUGCCCACUGUGCAGCUCGUGCACACAUUUUGAGUGGGAUCCCCAGAAACUUGCCAGGGAGCUGGGCUUGCUAAUAAAGACCAGGACCCUUC
Sorex fumeus (smoky shrew) is the source of this 3355-nucleotide messenger RNA. It is a transcript of the gene ZNF628, whose product is annotated as zinc finger protein 628. Gene Ontology annotation, cellular component: nucleus. The coding region runs from base 240 to 3296 and encodes 1018 amino acids. Gene Ontology annotation, molecular function: RNA polymerase II transcription regulatory region sequence-specific DNA binding; DNA-binding transcription factor activity, RNA polymerase II-specific. The transcript has 2 exons. NCBI's taxonomy places the organism in Eukaryota, Metazoa, Chordata, Mammalia, Eulipotyphla, Soricidae. Gene Ontology annotation, biological process: regulation of transcription by RNA polymerase II. The record is from RefSeq and is a predicted model, not a curated record.